This is a messenger RNA of Aspergillus puulaauensis, 1527 nucleotides long. RefSeq lists its product as uncharacterized. The record is from RefSeq and is a predicted model, not a curated record. The transcript has a single exon. Gene Ontology annotation, molecular function: hydrolase activity, hydrolyzing N-glycosyl compounds. Lineage: Eukaryota; Fungi; Ascomycota; Eurotiomycetes; Eurotiales; Aspergillaceae. Bases 1 to 1527 code for a protein of 508 amino acids.
AUGCAGUUCCUCCUUCACUGUCUAUUCACCAUCGGCCUACUGGCCACAGUCCAGACAUACCCAGUCAACUUCAACCCCAGGAAUCAGAUGCCACGCACCGUAGUAACAACAGACAUGGAACAAGACGACCUUGCCUCCCUAAUCCGCUACCUCCUCUACACCAACGAACUCGACACCCAGGGCCUAAUCUACUCAUCCAGCCGGUACCACUGGGCUGGCGACGGCAACGGCACAAAGUUCUACCUCCCAGACCGCGAGUACACAAGCCCACAAUGGACCUGGCGCUGGACCGGCACGCGGUAUAUCCAGGAUAUAGUCCUCAAAGCAUAUGCAGAGGUAUAUCCGAACCUGCGGAACCAUGACCCAUUCUACCCAAGCCCGGAGGAGUUGUUGGAUAGUGUAAAGAUCGGGAAUAUUGACUUUGAGGGCGAGAUGGAGCGGGAUACGCAGGGGUCGGAUUUUAUUCGGGAGUUGUUGCUGGAUACGAAGGACUCUAGGCCGCUGUAUCUCCAGGCCUGGGGCGGGACGAGCACGAUUGCGCGCGCGCUGAAGUCUAUCGAAGAGGAGUACUCACCGUCCUCUCAAUGGGCUAAUAUCAAGGCCACCGUCUCUACGAAGGCAGUUAUCCUCGCGAGCGGGUUCCAGGACGAGACGUACGAGAAGUACAUUGCGCCCCAGUGGCCGGACAUCCGCGUCGAGCAAUUUGUCGCUGCGUAUGCGACCUGGGGGUAUAACUGCGAGCGCGGGGAUGGCAAUGUCCGCGGUCUACCAGACGACCAUGUCUACUUCACAGGGAACUGGACGAAGACGAAUAUCCAGACGGGGCCAUAUGGGAAGCUGUACCGCUCCUGGCUCGACGGGCAGUCCAUGCCCGGAGACCAGAUGGACUUAUUCGGUGAUCUGGAGAAGCUAGAAGCGAACCCUAACCAAUUCUGUGACCCGCUAGGCCCGUAUGACUUCCUAUCCGAGGGCGAUAAUGUGGUAUUCAACCCGCUGUUGAAGACUGGGAUCCAGGACCCGGCGAAUCCGGCCUUGGGUGGCUGGGGUGGGCGGUCGAAGCAGAACAGCAGCUCGCCGAAUCUGUGGCAGCUGGUCGAGAAUGAGAAGAACCAGACUGGGGCUGAAGAUGCAAGUUAUACGACAGAUCGCUGGAUGGCAGCUGUGCAGAAUGACUUUGCGGCGAGGAUGCAGUGGACCCUUACGCCGGAUUAUGAACUUGCAAACCAUCCGCCAGAGGUGAAGAUUGCCAAUGGGACUACGGUUAAGGCGAGAGCAGGAUCGACUGUUACUCUGGCAGGGGUUGUAAGUGAUCCGGAUAAUGGCACUGUCACUACAUCCUGGUGGCAGUAUCUCGACGAGGGCUCGUACCCAGGGAAGGUGACUGUGACUGAGUCUGGUAACAACGCAAAUGUGGCUGUUCCUGCAGACGCGAAGACCGGGCAAACUAUCUCAAUUAUUCUUCAAGGGACUGAUGAUGGGCAUUUCCCUCUGACUCGCUAUGGCCGUGUUUUUAUCCAAGUUGCAUAG